AUGGCUUCUGCUUCUACCUCCCCCACAUACUUGGGCAGUUUCGCUGACAACCUCAAAGCUUCGGAAACGGAGCAACUGAAAAUGGACCACAGAGGUAUUGACCGCGCAGUCGCCCCCUCCGACAACGAUAGCGGCGAACGCCCCGUGCGACAGCAGCUCAAGGAGACUAACCUCGACGCUGUUGGCGAAAACAACGAUUCUGCACGUGCAAACCGAAAGCGCUACCUCGACAACACAGAUGGGGCAAACGACACACCCCCAGCCAAGCGAUCCCGAGAGUGUACUCCGAACACCGCUGACACUGAAGACAACUCCUAUCACGCCGAAUUACCCAAGGAUGCCACUACCCAAGAUGUGAGUGACGAUGUGCCGGCCACAUCAUCCGCGAACAUUGCGGUUCGCAAUACACCCUUGUCCCGCAACCCGAUCAUGAGCCUCAUCACCGAGACCAAGAUCCAAUUUCCCUUGGAGCUUGAGAUCAAGGUCUCAUUUGGCGGAUCCGAGCAAGUUAGCCAUUUGACCAUUCCUGUUGAGGUUGGUAUCAAGGUGACAGCUGGAGCGGUCACCUUGGCUUCCUCGACUUCGAGAUCCGCUGAAGGCGAAUCCUCCGAAAUCCGUGACACCAUUCCUUCUGCAAAGCCUAUUCCUUCAUCUGGAAACCCUUUCCCCGGACACCCUUCCCCCGGACACCCUUCCCCCGGACACCCUUCCCCCGGACACCCUUCCCCCGGACACCCUUCUCUUGAGAGCCCUUCCCGAGUGCACCCUUCAUCUGAAUCCUACAUACAUGAUGAUUCUCCAUCUCACACAACUCAAAACCCCGAGUCAAUUGGAGAUGAAGACUCUCUACCUGACUACUCUUCUCCUUCACCCUCUCUACCUGACUACCGUUCACCCUCACCCUCACCCUCUCCGCGUCCUGUCCCAUACAGUCCAACGCACCCCUAUUACCCUAGACCCACGGUUGGACAACCUGAUUCUAACCACUCUCAAUUCCCACAGAAUCUUGAAUCGACCGCCGGCGGAAACGAGGAUGAUUCUUCACAAACCCUCAAGAAGAAACGGAGCCGAGAACAACUUGAAGAUGACGUCUCACAGAAUUCCCACGCUGCGACUGACCCCACGCCUGGCUUGACUGAGACAACUUCAUCAGACGAAAAAUCCACUACCGAAGGACAACCCGAGAAGAAGAGACCUCGUGACAAUUCGGAGGAGCGCAAGGCCAAGGUGGACCAGACUUUCACUACGAGUGCAUUCGGAAAGGCUGCUACCUCACCUUCACCCUUUGCAAUGCCUGCAAAUAAAUCACCAUCUGAUGCUUCAACCGGUCGUGCCUCAACUGCUGGUUUCGGUGCCCUCGGAUCCGGCUUCUCUGCAUUUGGCAGCGCUUUCCCUGCUCCCUCUGGUAAACUCACCAGUUUCGCAUCUCCCAAUACCCCCGCCGCUUUCCCUGGGACAGCUGGUAAAUUGACCAGUUUCGCAUCUGCAAACGCCCCUGCCAGUUUCUCUGGAACAGCUGGUAAACUCACCAGUUUCGCAUCGGCAAACGCCCCCGUCGGUUUCCUUGGAACAGCUGGUAAACUCACCAGUUUUGCGUCUCCUAAUGCCCCCGUUUCUUUUGGCGAGCCCAGUGACAAGACCCUCGGCACAAAACAACCCGACAACGAAGAAAAGGACAACGAACCAGCGGGUGGACCCGAUGACACCUUUGUCGCCGAGAAGACCGACGAGCGUUUCCACGCACAAACUGGUAUGGAUCCCUCCUUGCCCCUCAUGACCCCGAAUAUGGACAGUCGCUCACCCCAUGACAAAGUUGAAACCGGCGAAGAAAAUGAGACCACCGAGUUUACAGCCAAGGGCAAGCUGUACUACUUUGAUGACAAGAAAUGGAAGGAGCGUGGUACCGGCACCUUCAAGGUUAACCUCAAGACGGAGCCCGAUGGAAAGAAAUCCGGCCGCGUUAUCAUGCGCGCCGAUGGUGCCUUGCGUGUUAUGAUGAACAGUGCAAUUUGGAAGACCAUGCCCUUUGGUGAUAUCAAGGGUUUUCGCCCGACCACUCGGGAUAUCUAUCUCGCCAGCAAUGAAGAUGACAAGGUUGUGAGCCAUCUUCUCCGGCUCGGUAAUGAGAAGCAGGCCGGUGAGCUUUUCGAUGUACUGAAGGAUGUCAUUGAGGAGAUUUGA
Messenger RNA from Penicillium psychrosexuale, 2181 nucleotides. RefSeq lists its product as uncharacterized. Lineage: Eukaryota; Fungi; Ascomycota; Eurotiomycetes; Eurotiales; Aspergillaceae. Gene Ontology annotation, molecular function: GTPase activator activity. Bases 1 to 2181 code for a protein of 726 amino acids. Gene Ontology annotation, cellular component: cytoplasm; nuclear pore. The record is from RefSeq and is a predicted model, not a curated record. Gene Ontology annotation, biological process: intracellular transport. The transcript is spliced from 5 exons.